Molecule: messenger RNA, 1198 nt
Organism: Pelagomonas calceolata
Lineage: Eukaryota; Pelagophyceae; Pelagomonadales; Pelagomonadaceae
Source: the annotation of a GenBank genome assembly
CGGUUUUUUUGCAAGUUCACGCCAACAAGUGACUUCGAGACGGCCGCACACGCCUGAAAAUAUCGAAGAACUAUCGCACGAAUGCACUGCUGGUUGGACAGGGUCCAGGACUCGGCGCUGGCGCCCCCUGGGUAAUAAGUGCAGUCGCAGCGCAAAGGCCUACAGCGGCAGCACGCGUCGAGGGGCUGUGGCCAGGGCUGUAGGAUGACCGCGCAAGCCGCGCCGCCGGCGCCGGAAGACGAAAUACCGGAGGAGCGCCAGUUCCUCGGCGUGCCGGUGCGAAAUGCGCAUCGCAAGAGCCGGGCCAACCUCACGGCUGAAUUAUUAGCCGUCGCCCGCUCGUUGAUUAGAAGGAGACCGCCCUGUCCCAUUGAAGACGCGUCGGCCCUGCCGCCGCGACCGCCGUCACUCAAAGCAUUAAUCACGCCGCCGCCGUCGCCGCCUCCAAAAGUCGACGCGGACGCGUGCACGCGGUCCCGCAUCGAGGCGGCAGCACGUAGAUUAGCGCUUGAAGCGAGAUGCUUCUCCAGUGAUGACGUUUCCGCACAAAUUGCCACGUACCUCUGCGAGAACGGCUUCCACGGCGAUAGAGCGUGGGCGACGUGCGUGGGCGACGUGUGGUACACACGAAACUUCCUGUACGAUGUCGUGGCGCGCUUGGCGCCCUCGAUAAACUCGCCGCGCUACGCCCAUGCCUUUGCUAGGAUGCCUCUACCGACGUCGGACGCGUGGAGCUACUUCGAGGUCGAGUUGACAUACGACGGCGACUUCGUCGAGUGCUUCGUGGGCGCCCAGAGCGCCAAGGAGACGCGGCGCGGCGUCGUCGGCGGGAAAUCUCGCGGUUCUUUUGCUCUCGCGACGCUCGGAGGGUUGUAUAGCGAGGGCGCUUUUCGGAGAGGCGGCCUCGAGGGCCGGGCCUGCGACCGGGUUGGCGUGCUGUCGCGUGUUGUCGGCGAGCACCGUCACGUGAUUUUUGUAGCAAGGCGGCGCGGCGGUUUCACGCGGCGCGCCGUCGGCGCGUGCCAAGUGUCACGUAGUCAGGACGUCUUCCCCACCGUUACGCUACGAUCGCGCGGCGUUUCUGUGAAAGCGCUCCUCGACGCGGCGGUCUUACCUCGAAGGCGCGACCUUCCUGAGGAAGGAGCGGUCUACGCCAUAAGUGGAGAGCGGCUCGCCGACUAACUGUUGUUGUUCGUGA